Messenger RNA from Salarias fasciatus (jewelled blenny), 1944 nucleotides. RefSeq lists its product as uncharacterized. Gene Ontology annotation, molecular function: nucleotide binding. NCBI's taxonomy places the organism in Eukaryota, Metazoa, Chordata, Actinopteri, Blenniiformes, Blenniidae. The record is from RefSeq and is a predicted model, not a curated record. The transcript has 14 exons. The coding region runs from base 176 to 1459 and encodes 427 amino acids.
AGAAGAGGAGGAGGAGCAGAAUCCGGAUGUCAUGAGCGUAGCAGGAGGAUGUACUGCGUACACUGCCACAGCUGAUUCCCUGAAGUUGGAGAUUCCGGAUGUCCGUGAACGCAGCAGGAGGAUCCUCACUUGACUCCAGUCUGCUGCUUCGAGCUGGAGCUCUCAUGUUGACAGAAUGGCUUCUCCAGUCAGUGUUAUCGUGGUGGGAGCUGGUUGCAGAGGAGAGAACUACUCCAUGUUUGCCUCCAUUCACCCUCAACGCAUGAAGGUUGUUGCAGUGGCUGAUCCGAGGAAGUUUGCUCGCACCAAACUCCAGAAGCAGCACAAAAUCGCAGAUGAAAAUGUGUUUGAGGACUGGCACAGGGUCAUUGAAAGAGACAAGUUUGCAGAUGCUGUGUGCGUUUGCACUCCAGAUCGUCUUCAUAAGGAACCUGCUGUGGCCUUUGCAAAGAAGGGCUACCAUGUUCUUCUAGAGAAACCAAUGGCAACCACUGCAGAAGACUGCAGGGAGAUCGUGGAGGCGUGCACUCAGAGCGGAGUGAUACUGUCUGUGGGCCACGUUCUCCGGUACGAUCCACUCAUUCGCAUGAUAAAGGAGCUUAUAGAUGCUGGAACCAUAGGUGACGUGAUGCAUAUUCAGCACCUGGAGCCUGUCGGUUACUAUCACUUUGCGCACUCGUUCGUUCGGGGAAACUGGAGGAAUGAAGCUGAGAGCUCGUUCGCCCUUCUGGCCAAGUCGUGCCAUGAUAUUGACCUGAUUCACCACUGGGCUGGAGCACGAAGAUGUGUCAAAGUGUCAUCGUUCGGAUCCCUCAGCCACUUUCAAAAACAAGACAAGCCGACAGGUGCUGCCGAUCGCUGCCUUGAUUGUUCCAUAGAGAGGGAGUGUCCUUACUCGGCAUGCAGAAUUUACCUGGACAGGGUGAAAAAGGGUCACACCGGCUGGCCCGUGUCAGUCAUAUGUCCAAACUCACUCCCGGACCUGGAGACAGUGACCGAGGCGCUGAGGACCGGACCUUAUGGCCGCUGUGUCUAUGAGUGUGACAAUGAUGUCUGCAGCAACCAGGUUGUGAAUAUGGAGUUUGAAGGUGGUCUGACAGCAGCUUUUACCAUGGUGGCUUUCACUGAAGAGAUCUGCAAUCGAAGAACAACCAUCUAUGGCAGCAAGGGGGAGCUUUCAUGUGAUGGCCGCGAGAUACGCGUGUUUGACUUCCUGACCCAGAGGGCCACAAAGCACACGGCACCCAGUGAUGCUCCGAAGCACUUCGGCAUGACGGGACACGGCGGAGCAGACUACCACCUGAUGGACGCCUUCAUCUCUGCGGUGGCUAACAACGAUCCAUCCCUGAUCCGGUCGGGUCCCGAGGAGACGCUGCACAGUCACUUGUUGGUGUUUGACGCUGAGCGGUCGCGGCUGGAGAGCCGAGUGGUGCACUGUGGUGACAAGGAGCACAGCUAGGAGACGAUCAAACUUUUAGAGCUUUUUAGCGAUCAGCCAUUUCAUGACGGCAAGGCAGAUCUCCUUUUAAAUAGUUAAUGUCAGUGAAACUAAAAAGUGCCAUACAUUUUAAACACCGUCAGCCAAAUCUGUGCAUUUUGAGCUUUAUUUGAAAAGUUAGAUCAACUGGGUGAAAAUUAAUUAGUACAAAUUUUUUUGAGCGUAUCAUGGGAAUGUAAAAGAAGACAACUUUUAGGUGAACAACUGAUACUUUUCAGUGUAUCUCUACAGCAUGCACUUCAGCUUGUUUUCAUGUUUUUUGCUCAGUCAUAUUUCCAGCUGCUCAGAAUUUCCCUAUGUGGGCUUAAUAAAGUCUGAUCUUGUCUUAUGUUGCGUGAGUCCAGUCAGUGUUGUUGCUCUGAAGAUGAAGGGUAAAUGAACAAACUUUGUCAAGCUUCUGGAUAUAAUUAACCCAAUAAAAUCAUUUUGGGGAAAAUCACUUACCC